Amphibalanus amphitrite is the source of this 1249-nucleotide messenger RNA. Its product is annotated as protein ZNRD2-like. Bases 308 to 973 code for a protein of 221 amino acids. The record is from RefSeq and is a predicted model, not a curated record. NCBI's taxonomy places the organism in Eukaryota, Metazoa, Arthropoda, Thecostraca, Balanomorpha, Balanidae. The transcript has 4 exons.
AUUGCGUAGUAAAGCAGUUUUCAGGGGGUGUUGCUAGGCAAUCAGCUGCUUAAAAAAGCGAACACCGUGAUAUCCUUCACUAAACGCAAACUAAACGUUAGCAAGCGUAUAGCGCUAAGGACGCUAUCGAACACAAUAUCCACAUGCAGUACCAAUGUGCUGUGGCCUGUCACCUGUGUUGUGUUUGGCGCGUGCAAGGGCGCGUGUUUGGUUUUCGGGUCGUUUUACAUCUAUGUGCUAGUUGCUCGUCGUGAGCGGGGUCUCUGAAGAGUAUUCAGGGGCUGAGUCAGGAGUCUGCACCAUAGCCAUGGAUGAUGAUAUGGAGUGGACACCUCCCACUGAGGCAGAAAUGAAGGUUAUUCAGGCCAAACGCGAGAGGGCUGACAAGAUAUCCAACCUCAUGGGAUCAUACUUGCUGAAAGGAUACAAGAUGCUCAAUGAGACAUGCCCAAAAUGCACCACGAUCUACCUUCGCGACAAGCAGGACGAGCUCUAUUGUGUGGCCUGUGUGGAGGUGGAUACCGACACAGAGAAAGAUAACCCGGCGUCCAGCGCGGAGGCGGCCCGUCGACAGGUGGCCGAGUCGCAGUUCGCCUCUCCGGGAGCAGUCCGACGGCGCACGGCCGCGUCCCCGACCGCCGCUGGGGAGUACUGCGCGGCACCCGCACCUCCGCCAGUGUCGGCACCCCCUUCCGCGCCGCCCUCCGCGCCUCCGUCCGCACCAGCUGCCGUCUCAUCGCCGGCCGCCGCGGCCGGCGCCAGCUCCGCGCCCCCUGCCGACGCAGAGGAUGAGAGGGCGCUGUCGGCGGCGGCGGCGGCGGUGCGGGCCAAACUGUCCUGGGCGGCCGGCCAGCUGGAGUCCGCCUCCUCUGUGGAGAGCUCCCUCCAACUGGUGGGGCUCAUCAGAGCCUGUGCCGACGCGCUGCAGGCUCUGCGGAGUCCGGCGGCGGCCCAGCAGUCGCCGGGGGUCUGACCUUCGGAACUCAAGACUCGGGGCUGGGAGAAACGGAGCGUGUGAUGGAAGUCGUGUAACAGACGUAGCGUUGUCCUCGUUACGCCUGUCGACGAUGGUGCCUCACGUUUGACUCAUUGUCAUAACUGACCGCUGGUGGUUGCCAUGGCUCGGAUUGAGCGCAGGUGAACACAUAACGAAGUGAUAUUUUUGCAAGCUUGCUGUCGUUCAUUUGAACUGCGUGUGUCUUACAGUUGUUUUCUGUUUUCUAACCAAAUAUAUGUGAUGCGCGUCAUU